This is a messenger RNA of Fragaria vesca subsp. vesca, 3017 nucleotides long. Its product is annotated as GTP pyrophosphokinase-like. The transcript is spliced from 27 exons. Gene Ontology annotation, biological process: guanosine tetraphosphate metabolic process. Lineage: Eukaryota; Viridiplantae; Streptophyta; Magnoliopsida; Rosales; Rosaceae. The record is from RefSeq and is a predicted model, not a curated record. The coding region runs from base 1 to 2808 and encodes 935 amino acids.
AUGGCUUCCGCUCCUUCUAUGUCAGUUUCUUUAGAAUGCGUGAACGUGUGUAAGCUGUCGAAAGGGGAAGGCAGUGGGAAGUAUGACUGUAGUAUGUUCUCUUGUGCGUGGAAAGCUCCGAGAGUCUUGACGGGGUUCCUUGCUAGCACAGCUCAUUCUCCUCAGUGUUCUUGGCUGCCGUAUGGACGGAAUGGGAGAAGAAAUCGGAUGAAUCAUGUAAGUUGUUAUGCAAUUUGGAAUUAUUGUUGCCAUUCUACUGAGGCUUCAGACUUUGUACUUCUUGGACAACUUUGUAAAUCAGGUUUAGUUCAUGUUGCUGGUAAGAGGUGGCAGCUGCACUGUUCUUCUUCCUUGUCCUCAAAUACCUCUUAUGACGUUUCUCCUGAAGGAUUGUGGGAGGAUCUUAAGCCGACUAUCUCAUACCUCUUGCCUGAAGAACAAGAACUUGUCCACAAUGCUCUUAAGCUGGCUUUUGAGGCCCAUGAUGGUCAAAAGAGACGCAGCGGAGAGCCCUUCAUCAUUCAUCCGGUUGAAGUUGCACGUAUAUUAGGGGAACUUGAAUUGGAUUGGGAGUCCAUUGCUUCUGGUUUACUACAUGACACAGUCGAAGAUACCAAUGUUGUUACCUUUGAAAGGAUAGAGGAGGAGUUUGGUGCUACUGUUCGUCAUAUUGUAGAAGGAGAGACUAAGGUGUCAAAGUUGGGAAAGUUGAAAUGUAAGGGUGAACACGAUUCUGUUCAAGAUGUAAAAGCAGAUGAUCUACGGCAGAUGCUUCUAGCCAUGACAGAGGAGGUCCGGGUUAUCAUUGUCAAGUUAGCUGACAGAUUACAUAACAUGCGCACUCUUUCACACAUGCCUCCACAUAAGCAGUCCAGCAUUGCAAGGGAAACAUUGCAGGUCUUUGCUCCUCUAGCAAAGUUGCUUGGGAUGUACCAAAUCAAGUUAGAACUUGAAAACCUUUCCUUCAUGUACACAAAUCCUGAAGAUUAUGCAAAGAUCAGGAGAAAAGUGGCAGAACUCUACAAAGAGCAUGAGAAAGAACUUGUAGAGGCCAACAAAAUUUUGGUGAAGAAGAUUGAGGAUGACCAGUUCUUGGAACUUAUGACUGUGAAAACUGAAGUUCGUGCUGUAUGUAAGGAACCAUACAGUAUCUAUAAAUCUGUUCUCAAAUCUAAAGGUUCAAUCAAUGAGGUUAAUCAAAUUGCACAGCUUCGUAUUGUUAUCAAACCAAAGCCAUGCCUUGGCACAGGGCCUCUGUGCACCCCACAGCAGAUUUGCUACCAUGUUCUUGGGUUGGUUCAUGGAAUCUGGACCCCUAUUCCUCGAACUAUGAAAGACUAUAUUGCCACCCCAAAACCUAAUGGCUAUCAGAGUCUCCAGACAACUGUAAUUCCCUUCUUGUAUGAGAGCAUGUUGCGGCUUGAAGUGCAGAUAAGAACAGAAGAGAUGGACCUGAUAGCCCAAAGAGGCAUUGCUUCUCAUUAUAGUGGGAGAGGAUUUGUUACUGGUUUAGUCGGCCGCACUAUCCCUGGUGGUAGAAGUUCACGAGGGAAGACUGUCUGCCUUAAUAAUGCAAACAUUGCACUCAGAAUUGGCUGGCUCAACGCAAUUAGAGAGUGGCAAGAGGAGUUUGUUGGCAACAUGAGCUCUAGGGAAUUUGUCGAAACUAUCACUAGAGAUCUAUUAGGCAGUCGAGUGUUUGUGUUUACUCCAAGGGGAGAGAUAAAAAAUCUUCCAAAAGGAGCAACUGCUAUUGACUACGCCUAUAUGAUACACACUGAAAUUGGCAACAAAAUGGUAGCAGCAAAGGUCAAUGGUAAUCUUGUUUCUCCUAUGCAUGUACUUGCAAAUGCGGAAGUUGUUGAGAUAAUCACUUACAAUUCACUGACCGGAAAAUCAGCAUUUCAGAGGCAUAAGCAGUGGUUGCAGCAUGCAAAAACACGCAGCGCUCGACACAAAAUUAUGAAAUUCUUAAGGGAGCAAGCUGCCCUAUCUGCUGAUGAAAUAACAGCAGAUAAAGUAAAUGACUUUGUUGCUGAUUCUGAAGAAGAUAGUGAAGCAGAAGAGCUCCCCAGUACCUCCAAAGGAUACAUACCUUUGUGGGAGAAAAUGCUGGUGAAUGUUGUAGGAUUGGCAUUGCCGGAACGAAGUCCUAAAGAUCCCUUCCAAAUUACCAAUGGAAACGCUCGGGUUUCUGUUCCCAAGGUGAACGGGAAACAUAAUAAACAAGCUCGACAUGUGAGUUUGAAGGCUGAGGGGGAAUUGUUGUCGCAAGGAAAUGGUGUUGCCAGAUUGUUGCAAGCUAAUAUUCCUAUGUACAAGGUAGCCUUGCCCAGUUUGGAAAGUUGGCAAGCCAGCAAGAUUACCUCUUGGCAUAACGUUGAAGGGCACUCCAUCCUUUGGUUUUCCGUGGUUUCCAUCGAUCGAAAAGGUAUGAUCGCUGAGUGGCUUAGGGCCGAGAUCCUCUGGAUGCGCAGGAUGCGUGUCCUCAGGAGGUUGCUUCGCAAGUACCGUGAGGCAAAGAAGAUUGACAAGCACAUGUACCAUGACAUGUACAUGAAGGUCAAGGGUAACGUUUUCAAAAACAAGAGAGUGCUCAUGGAGAGCAUCCACAAGUCAAAGGCCGAGAAGGCAAGAGAGAAGACUUUGUCUGACCAGUUUGAGGCCAAGAGGGCCAAGAACAAGGCUAGCAGGGAGAGGAAAAAUGCUAGGAGGGAAGAACGUUUGGCUCAGGGACCUGGAGAAAGAGCACCAGUGGCUGCUCCCGCUGCUGAACCCGCACAGGCAACUAAGCGAUCCAGGAACUAAGUCUUCCUAUGAAGAUAACUGAUAGAUGGAUUGCUGUUGAUGGUCCAUGUACUUCAAGUUGUUUUGAUAGGCUAGUUUUAAAAAACCAGCAUCUUUGUUUGUUUUGGACCAAAUUACUUUGCUUUGUAGUUGAAAGAAGUUUCAGAAUCUUUGUACUUUGUAUGAAGUUUCGUAUGUUUUGUUAUCUAUAUUUUGGUUUUUGCACUUGA